Messenger RNA from Phytophthora sojae, 1968 nucleotides. RefSeq lists its product as hypothetical. The record is from RefSeq and is a predicted model, not a curated record. NCBI's taxonomy places the organism in Eukaryota, Oomycota, Peronosporomycetes, Peronosporales, Peronosporaceae. The coding region runs from base 28 to 963 and encodes 311 amino acids. The transcript has a single exon.
GCCAAGCCUCUGUACCUGAUGCCCAACAUGGAGAUGUACGAGCUCGAGAGCGAGCACUACUGGCGAGCGGACGUGAUUCUGUGCAAGACGGCGCUUUGCUCGAGGUACCUGCGCAAGUGGUUCCGUCAGGAGGGCAACCCGAGGGGAACGCGCGUGCUCUACACGCGCCACACGACGUCCAACUUGGCGCUGACGCACAAGAGUCAGUUAUCCGCCAGCGAGGUGAGCGCGCGGCCGGAGAAGAACUUCUCGGAAGUGUCGUUCUUGCACACGGCAGGCACGAGCAUCCAGAAGGGCACGCGGCAGGUGCUGGACUGUUGGCUGGGUCGGCCGGAUCUGCCGCCGCUGGAGCUGCACAUGGCUCAAGAUUUAUUCGACGGAGCGUUUGCAGCGAGGUACAUGAAGCGGAUAAACAAGAGCCCGAACGUCCACCUGCACACAGGACGACUGGAGCCCGCAGCCUUUGGACGGCUGAUCACCGACGCGUCCUUCUUCAUGUGCUCGAGUCUGCAGGAGGGCUACGGCCACUACAUCAACCAGGCGCGAUCGUCUCGCGCCUUUAUCUUCACGACGGACGUCGCGCCGAUGAACGAGUUGAUCACGCCGUCGUCCGGCGCGCUGAUCAAAGCUCGCGCGAUCGCGCACGACGGUCAGUUCUUAGGCGGCAAGUCCAAGAAGGAGCACGCACUGCGCGACGUCCCGGGCUUCGUCGCAGACUUCAGCGGCCGUGCAGUGUGUGAUGCUGUGACGAACAUGCUCAAGACCACGACACCGGAAGAGCGCGCCAAGCGCGCCGACAAGGCGCUGCAGCAGUAUUACUUCGACACGGUCUUCUUCGCGCAGAAGAUGCAGGAGCUCCGCGACUUUGCGCGCGCUCACAGCCACCUCGGCCGCUCGCACGGCACUUUGAGGCGGCACGAUGACGAGCCGAAACCCUCGCCACAACCUACGGCUAAGCCGUGAAUUGGCAGACCGAACUGAUAGAUACAGUAGUAGCAGACAAGGUGUCGUGGGCCGUGGCUGAAGGAAGGAAGAAGAGGACACGCAGUUUUGAACAUGUUUUGGGCACCCCGCAAUGAAUAAAGAGGUACUUGCAACGCGUUGUCAACUGAAGCAGCCUUGGUAUCCGAUGGUCAAUGGAGCGGUGCAUCUGUUCGUGCAACUGUCCGGUGUCAUGGUAUCCAUGACCGGUAGCAAUUCGUAUCCAUUGGUUCGAAUGCGACGCCCCAUGCUCCGACGCAUGCGCAGCUCGCUGGGCAGGGCGGCGCGGCCCUCGACUGCUGUGCGUUCCGUUGGCGUUGGCUCUGUACGCGAUCGUGAGCGGGUUAUCGCUGGUGGUGCCGAGUCUCAAGGCGAUCAGCCCGAUCCAGCGCGUGCUACUCGCGGCGGGGAUCGUGACCCCGACGCCCCAAAGCGACGAGGAGGCUCUGCCUGUCUUGUACCCGGACGCAUUGUUCGACACGGACUGGAGCCAACGCAUCGACGAGGAGGAUAUUCUACAUGAAGCAGCUCUGCAUCGCGGGUGUGUCAACCACAGACAGUGUGAUCCCGUGGACGUUUGGUCGAGUGGGGAGCGAAGAGGCUCAAGAACUGGUAGAACGAGACGACCCACAGCUAUUGGAGAAGAUCCGGCAAGUCCCGACGUCGACGUUAUGAUGCCUGCGGGGCUCCGCUCCUUCGGCUACUGUGAAGACGCAGCAGCCUACACCAAGUGUACGCUCAAUGGAUGCAACUUGUGGGGUUUUAAUGUGUGGACUAACGAGGGCGUUGUUGUUGUUGUUGGUUAUGCUCCAGUUUUGCAGUCGAGGAUGUUGCCGCGCUGGGUGUUUGAGGUCAAGUUUGAGGACGAGGCGCGCAACCGAUCGGUCUCCUACCACGACUUGUGUCCGAACACGCCGCUCAUCUUCUUCAACCACUACUGGGAGGGGCUGGUGGACGCCCCGGACUGGCCCGACCAAACCUCUCUAC